GCAAAAAUUGAGGUGAACUUACCUCCACAAACACUACCUAACAUUCUAAUUGACAUUAAAAGACAAACUCCUGCAAUUAGUACUUCCAUACAAUCACAGCAUCCCAUAUAUCUUUCAUAUUUACCAUUUUAUCUACUACUUAACUAAUUUAUUAUCUUUUGGUACAUAUAGAGCUUGUAUAAGUGUAUAUAAGUAGGCCACUCUCUAACUAUGUCAACCCAGCUAAGUGGCAGAUACCCUUAAGGCUCUGAAAUUUCAUAAUUGAGCUGCAGAAAGAGAGAGAUGGAUGUCGCGAUAUCCUUAGAAUUGGAGCCACUAAAGCAGAUGAAUGAUCAUGGAAUGUUCUUUUCUAGUGGUAAUUUUAUCUGCAGUUUGAAUGCAAGAGACAGGAAAAUUGUUUGUGUCACCAGUGGAAACUCCUACUUUGGUUCUCACUUGAUCAAGAAGCUUUUGGCAUAUGGUUACCUUGUUCGAGUUAUUAUUCAAAAUCAAGCUAAUCUUGAGGACAUGAAGGAGCUGAUGAGGGAAGAAGUGAAGCAACUGGAGAGUGUUGUGGUGGCAAGAAUGGAUGAUUUAGAUAGCCUCUGCAAUGCUUUUAGAGGUUGUCAUGUUGUUUUCCACACAUCAUCUUUCGUUGAUCCGCGAGGGAUCUCUGGAUACACGGAACGAAUGGCAUUUAUUGAAGCUGAAGCAGCAAAGAAUGUCAUAGAAGCUUGUGGCAGGGCAGCAUAUGUUAAAAGAUGCAUUUUCACCUCUUCUCUACUUGCAUGCAUCUGGAAAAAUGACCUGCCAAACCUCAUAGAUGAGAGCUCUUGGAGUGAUGAGACAUUCUGUAGAGAACACAAGCUUUGGCUAGCCUUGGCCAAGACCAGGGCAGAAAAGGUUGCUUGGAGGAAAGCAAGGGAGAUGAAGGUGAAACUUGUUACUUUAUGUCCUGGACUUCUCAUGGCACCAUCUUUCCCAAACGCUCACCUUGAAACUUCUCUCCCGUACCUCAAAGGUGGCUAUUUCAUGCUAAGACAAGGAAUUCUAGCAACUGAAGAUGUAAGUAAAGUGGCAGAAGCACAUAUUUACGUCUAUGAAGAUAUGGACUAUGGAGCGUGUGGAAGAUAUAUUUGCUUUGGAAAUAUAGUUGGAACAUUGGAAGAGGCCAUACAACUUGAAAAUGGCUUGAAUAUAUCUGGCCACUUGUCUGGGGAUCAAAGCCCUCUUGCAGUAGCAGUUGAAAAUAAUGAAAUUCCUCCCAGAAUUACUAAGUCAAAGCUCAGUAGAUUACUAUUCCAUGCGUCACAACGCCUUCCUUGCAAACACUGAAUAGUAAUAUUUGUAUGGUACUUACCUCAAAAUAUUAUUACAAAAAAGGUAGCAAUUGGAGAAGUGUAGUCAGGAAUUUAUAUAAAGGUAAUGUCAUGAUUGAUAAUCGAAUUUGUGAGCAGAAGUUAUUUUUCAGCUCAAUUUACCA
Messenger RNA from Solanum tuberosum (potato), 1462 nucleotides. Its product is annotated as dihydroflavonol-4-reductase-like. Gene Ontology annotation, biological process: steroid biosynthetic process. The transcript has 4 exons. The coding region runs from base 283 to 1314 and encodes 343 amino acids. The record is from RefSeq and is a predicted model, not a curated record. Gene Ontology annotation, molecular function: oxidoreductase activity, acting on the CH-OH group of donors, NAD or NADP as acceptor. Lineage: Eukaryota; Viridiplantae; Streptophyta; Magnoliopsida; Solanales; Solanaceae.